Molecule: messenger RNA, 1018 nt
Organism: Arachis duranensis
Lineage: Eukaryota; Viridiplantae; Streptophyta; Magnoliopsida; Fabales; Fabaceae
Product: NADPH-dependent aldehyde reductase-like protein, chloroplastic
Exons: 1
Coding region: 24-854 (276 amino acids)
Molecular function (GO): oxidoreductase activity
Source: RefSeq, a predicted model, not a curated record
UCCAAAGUCCAAACAAAGGAGCCAUGGCUUCACCAGCACAGGGACAGGGCGGUACUACUUUUUCUUCCACACAAACCCAAACUCUUCCACUGCAAGACAGGGUGGCUAUAGUGACUGGCUCCUCACGUGGAAUCGGUCGUCAAAUCGCCCUCCACCUCUCUUCACUCGGAGCCCGACUCGUACUCAACUACUCCUCUUCCAACUCCUCCCCAGCCGACUCACUCGCCGCCCAAAUCAACGCUACCUCCGCCUCCUCUGCGCUCCCGCAAGCCAUCGUAGUCCGCGCUGACAUCUCCGACCCCACUCAGGUCCGGCACCUCUUCGACUCCGCCGAGAACGCCUUCAACUCGCCGGUUCACAUCCUCGUCAACUCCGCCGGAACCCUAGAUCCCAAGCAGCCCUCCAUCGCCGACACCUCCGACGAGAGCUUCGACCAUGUCUUCGCCGUGAACGCCAGGGGCGCCUUCCUGUGCGCGCGGGAGGCGGCGAACCGGCUGAAGCGCGGCGGCGGGGGGCGGAUCAUACUGUUGUCUUCGUCGCAGGUGGCGGCACUAAGGCCGGGGUUCGGCGCGUACACGGCGUCAAAGGCGGCAGUGGAGGCGAUGACGAAGAUCCUGGCGAAGGAGCUGAAGGGGACGGGGAUCACCGCGAAUUGCGUGACGCCGGGGCCGAUCACGACGGAGUUGUUCUUCAGUAGCAGGACGGAGGAGCAGGUUCAGAAGCUGAUUGAGGAGUCGCCGAUGCAGAGACUUGGGGAGACCAAGGAUGUGGCUCCUCUGGUUGGGUUUCUUGCCUCUGAUGCUGGCGAAUGGGUCAACGGUCAGGUUAUUCGAGUCAACGGCGGUUACGUGUAAAACGGUUAUGGCUUUGGUCCUUAUGAUGACAGUUACGGUUUGUUAUAGUUAGUUAUCAGUCCGUUAUGCUGACCUGUCAAUUUCAAUUGUUCUGUUGCUCUGUCAAGUGAAAACUUAAGGUAUAUGGAUUUUGUAUGAUGUUAUUUACACCAGCACUUAAUUGA